AUGCCUGCUCCGUAUAAGAGAAGAAAGACCCACAGGGAAGAUGCCGGGACCCCUUCGGCGCACGGGGGGAGAAAGCAUGGAAGAGAGCAAUUGAGAACGGUUACCAGAACCAGUAGAAGGGAUCAAGACGUACCAGACGAGGAACCUAAGGAAAGCAGCAGUGAGGAAGAGGAAGUGGGCGAAGAGGAUUCCAAGCCAGCAUCUUCUGAGCAUGAUAAGUUGCAGUCGUAUAAUGCGUUAUUGACAUUGUUGGCUGCAGAUCAUAAGGAGCCGGCCGAAAAGAAGCCAAUUGGUAAGAAGAGGGAAGAAGAGAAAACUCAAGCAGACGAUGAAGAUCACAACGACGAAGACGAUGAAGAAGAAGAAGGAGAGAUUGCCGGGGUGAACUUCGAACAAGAAGACGACGAGGCCAACGAAGAAGCAGGAUCGGACGUGGAAGAAGAUGGACAGGUUUCUGAUCCAUUCGAAGUCCAUUUCAAUAAAGUAUCUGAAUCAUAUAUAGAAGAAGAGGAAAAACUAAUCAAAGAGAAAAGCAAAUGGACCAUUGAGAAACGAAAUAAGUUUGAGGAGUUGUUAUAUACAUCAAUAUAUCAAUCUCCCCCUGGGAAAGCAUUGAGUGACGUGAAGAAAUCGGUUUCCAAUUUAAAAGAUUAUAACUUGAAACAAAGAAUCUUAAAUGCAUACGAAAAGGUAAACCACAAUACGGCCUUAUCAAAAAUUGAUAGAGAAUUGGCUAAUAAUAUGUUUAAUUAUCAAGAUAUUAACUUCCCGUACAAAAACUACCAAAAUAAAUCAUAUCAACAACUUUAUGUUACCCAUGCAUUAAACCAUGUUUUCAAAACUAGAGAUCGUAUAUUGAAAAAUAAUGAAAAGUUACAUAAUUAUCAACAAUCCUUAAAAGAAGGGAAAAUCACUAGUGACCAAGAACCCGAAUAUAAAGAUCAGGGAUUCACUAGACCCAAAGUCUUGAUAUUAUUACCAACUAGAAAUGUUUGUUAUGAUAUAGUUAACUUGUUCAUCAAAUUACUGGGCAGUGAACAACAAGAAAACAAGAGAAAAUUUCAGAAUCAAUUUUAUUCAAAUGAAUUACCACCAGAAACAAAACCUGAUGAUUUUAGAGAAACCUUUAAAGGCAAUAAUAAUGAUUUUUUUUCGAUUGGGUUAAAGUUCACCAGAAAAUCGAUCAAAUUGUAUUCAACUUUUUAUGCUUCUGAUGUUAUUUUAGCCUCCCCAAUUGGUUUAUCAAUGAUUUUAGAAAAUCCCGAUAAACGUAAGAGAGAAUACGAUUUCUUAUCAUCAAUUGAAAUAUUAAUAAUGGAUAAAUGUAAUUCAAUUGAAAUGCAAAAUUGGGAUCACGUUUCAACCGUUUUAAAAUACAUCAAUAAAAUUCCAAAAGAUUUCCACGAUGCUGAUUUUAGCAGAAUUAGAAUGUGGUCAAUUAAUGAACAGUCAAAAUAUUUAAGACAAAACUUGAUAUUUUCAGAAUAUUUAACUCCAAAUAUUAACAAUUUAAUGACCACAAAAUGUUUCAAUUUAGCUGGUAAAUGCAAAUAUAAACCAAUCGUUAAUUCUUCCAAUUGUAUAAUGAAUUCAAUUGGAUUACAAGUUAAACAAAUUUAUCAAAGAUUUGAUGGAGGCUCAUCUCCAAUUUCAAAUCCGGAAUCCAGAUUUAAAUUCUUCAUUAAUACUAUAUUACCAAAUCUAACUAAAUCAAUGUCUUACGAUGAUGGGCUUUUAAUCUAUAUUGCAUCUUAUUAUGAUUAUUUAAGAAUCAAGAAUUAUAUGAAAACUUCAACCAAAUUCACUUUUGAAUCAAUCGACGAAUAUUCUUCAAGAUCAAAACUUUCUAGAACUAGAGCUCAUUUCCAACAAGGUAAAAUAAAAAUUCUUCUCUACACUGAAAGAUUGCAUCAUUUUAGACGAUUUGAAAUCGGGGGAGUUAAAAACAUUUUAGUUUAUGAAUUACCUUCAAAUCCAAUCUUCUAUAAAGAAUUAGUAAGAUUCAUCGGUAAAUCAGUUUUCAAAAAUGAAGCUGAUCUAGAUCUCUCCUUUAUUAAAAUCUUAUUUUCAAAAUGGGAUGCUGUUUCUUUAGAAAGAAUCGUAGGUAGUGAAAGAGCUCCAAUAUUAUGCAAUUCAGUGAAUGAAAUGUUUGAAUUCAGAUAA
This is a messenger RNA of Hyphopichia burtonii NRRL Y-1933, 2163 nucleotides long. RefSeq names its product rRNA-binding ribosome biosynthesis protein. Gene Ontology annotation, cellular component: nucleolus; small-subunit processome. The record is from RefSeq and is a predicted model, not a curated record. Gene Ontology annotation, biological process: maturation of SSU-rRNA from tricistronic rRNA transcript (SSU-rRNA, 5.8S rRNA, LSU-rRNA). Bases 1 to 2163 code for a protein of 720 amino acids. Gene Ontology annotation, molecular function: rRNA binding; U3 snoRNA binding. Lineage: Eukaryota; Fungi; Ascomycota; Pichiomycetes; Serinales; Debaryomycetaceae. The transcript has a single exon.